Lindgomyces ingoldianus is the source of this 4247-nucleotide messenger RNA. RefSeq lists its product as uncharacterized. The record is from RefSeq and is a predicted model, not a curated record. Lineage: Eukaryota; Fungi; Ascomycota; Dothideomycetes; Pleosporales; Lindgomycetaceae. Bases 21 to 4115 code for a protein of 1364 amino acids. The transcript is spliced from 9 exons.
CGAAAAGGUCCUUCGGCACCAUGAGUGCAGGUCAGAACGACGCGUUCGAAACCGCGUUCCAAAAUUUCUUCAACAGCUUGCCGGAAAAGGAGAAACGCCGUUACUCUCCAUGCUCAUCAGCUGACGACCUCCUCCAGAGCAUUCAUAAGCUCAGCGUACUAGGCAAAAAAUGGCAGAAAACCCGUGUCAAUCGAGCAGUAAACAGAGUGAAAGCCUUUAGCGAUCGUUUGCAGCCGUUUUUCGCCUGCAUAUCUAUCUUCAUCCAAUCGAACCCAACAUACUCUGCAAUAGUAUGGGGGUCCGUUCGUCUGGUCUUGCAGUUGGCGAGCAACUUCUCGUCUUUUUUUGAGAAGCUUUUAGGCAUUCUGCAAAGGAUCUCGGAAUCCUUCCCACAGUACCAGGAGAUUAAUGCCUUCUGCAGAAGAGAUAGCUCCCAAAGACUUAAGAGACAUGUUGAACACGUCUACGGCGACUUGCUCAAUUUUUUCCAGCAUAUCGCUAAGAUAUUCAGCACAGGUAGCGGAGAUAUGAGGAAAAGGCCGGCAGUAGUGUGGAACUUGGUUUGGACUCCAGUUGAUAUCCUCUUCAAGGACCUACUGCAGCAGUUUAACCAGCACGCUCAAUUCAUACGAGAUGAGCUUGCGCUCUUCCGCACAAAGCAAAGCGUGUUAACCGAAGAUGCAGCAGAGGUUGAACGCAGCUUCGCAGCUGAGGAACGUCGGCUGGCAGAAGAUUCAAGGCGCAAUAUCCGGGAAGUGGGGAAAGAUACUCAAGAAUUUAUCCAGGACAGGGUAUUCAAAGAUGUACACAAAUGGAUCAGCCCACCUGAUUAUGCUGACAUUCUUGAGUCGUCACUAGAAGAUAGGUCAGACGGCACUUGCGGGUGGAUUUUCAGCAAUUCCACCUUUGAGUCAUGGCAGGAAAGAGAAAACUCGAAGAAGAGUAGUGUCGAUCCCAGGGAUCUUGGGCCACGGGCGCUCUGGAUUCACGGAAAUCCUGGUGCUGGUAAAACGACGCUGGUCUCAUCCAUCGUCCAAGAAAUGCGAGCAACAGCUGACCUGCCGGGAUCUGAAGCUACUGUGUGUUACCAUUUCUUCUCCUGCGAUGUACUGAAGCUCUCUGAAUCGCAACCGACGGCAGCAUAUCGAUCUAUAUUGUCACAGAUUCUUCACCAACAUCGGCACAAUACCAACAUUCUUGACAAAUAUGCGUUUUCCCUCACCAAUACGACAACUGGACAGCUACGUGCGUCGAGCACGGAACUCAAAGAGCUUCUUCAACUAAUCCUGCCGGAUCUCGGGCCCACAUAUCUAUUCCUCGAUGGCAUUGAUGAGUGCUCUGACAGAAUAGGCCUCUUGAACACAGUACGGAUUCUGCUCGAAUACUUGAAUGUCAAGAUUCUGCUAUCAAGUCGGCUCAACGUCACCAAUCUCUCUCGUGCAAUAAAGCCCGCCCAACGCAUAGCAAUUGAUCGAGCCGCUGUUUCGGGGGACAUCUACAAGUAUCUCUGUGAAAGUUUAGAUGGCAUGAUUGAGGAAGGUUAUCUACCUACGGCUGAUUCUUCUGAGAUUGCAGGUCAGCUCACCAAAGGCGCAAAUGGAAUGUUUAUCUGGGCGAAACUCAUGGUUAAGCUCUUGAAUUCGCCCGUUCUGACACCUCUCCGGCGUCUUUCCGUAAUUCAGGAAGUCACCUAUCCCGAAGGGUUGGAUCAGAUGUAUGACAGAAUCCUCAAUCUCAUCGAGAACUCUGGAGAGCUGCAGCGGAAUGUAGCAAACAAGAUCAUGUCCUGGAUCACUUAUGCUGUAGCGCCUUUGUCAGUUCAACAACUCCAUGAGUACAUUUACAUGGACCAAGGAGGCGAUCAUGAAGAUGAGCAACUCGAAAUAGGAAGCUUCAUAGAUGUCCUCAAUUCCGUCUGCGGUUCCUUGACGGAAACCUAUACGAUUGAACCUUACAAUUUUCCGCCGGGUUUGACAACCAAUGGAAACCGUAGCCUCGGUGUCCGAUUCAUCCAUCUGUCAGUCAAAGAGCAUUUGCAGAAGACAGGCAACAAUCCAAAGGCAUCGGCAUGGGUCAAGAGUCUUCACGGCAAAGGCAUUGGUCACUCGACGCUUGCUCAGGAAUGUCUGAAGCACGUUCUACAUACAACCCAACAACAAGACAUGCGUAGAGGCACCCUCAUACAGUACGCAGUAGUGCACUGGGUAACCCACUUGGUCUUGCUCAGCGGCGAAGUUCUAGCCUCGGAGCUAGUGAUGGGAAGCGAUAAUUCUCGGAUGAUAGAGGAACCUCUGGCCACCUUGGAGAAGUUUCUAGACCAUCCGAUUGUGGUCACUAAGUGGCUUGCUGCAUACUUUGGAACAGUUGCAACAUGGCUUCGUAAUGUGCGACACGAACCUGACCGCUUUCCUCGAUUUGCUGAGUUUGUCAAUAACUUCGGCGAAUUCGCUAGAAAUCUUGAGAAGAUUUUUGAGCAAUGGGGAGCGAGGCUGCGACUAGAGCAGGAUCUCAUAUGGAACGAAGUGGUCGCAUUUUCAGGAAGCCGGUUCUUGCAAUCAAAAGCUGAGCUCACGAAAGUUACCUAUCUCCAACCGGACCUUCCGAUUGACUGCGCUCAGAGCUCACGGCCUCUCUGUACAGUGUCUGCAAUCUCAUCCGAUGGACUUUUAAACUGCGCCCUUCAUGUAUGGCCUUCCAAAGCCUACGAAGAGAGAUGGCAGAGCCUGAAGGCGAACGAGUCUCUCAUAGCCGUGAUGGAUGUGUGUGACAACUGGGUGGCCGUAUACGAGGUAUGGAGCGUAGACUCCAAAAAACGACUUGCUACGCUUCAUAUACCCCUUGAGACGCAAGAGAUAUGGAUGCAGAUGAGACAAUCACUCCAUGAAUUCGAUCAAGGGAAAUGGACAACUGCAUUUCCAACGGCUAUCAGCUACGAUCUUCGAUCUAUCGUCAUACUACGAACACUUUUUGUCCUCGAUUACUCCAACGCUCGAUCGACACCCAUAGUGAAGAAAGCGGCGUUCGACCCAAGAGAUCAUGCUAUCCAUGGCGUAGCGUUUCUCCAUCGGGCUCGAUACGUUUACUCGAUUGGAUUCAGCCCAGAUGGUCGUUUUCUCUCGUUUAGAGACUCUAUCGACUUAUACGACACGCUAGUGGUAUUUGAGAUCUGCAGGGACGAGCCGUUGGAGAUCAGGACUCUUAAUGUCUUCCGGCUUAACAAGCUGUCUAUGAUGUCUAACAUGGCAGCGUUUCAUCCUACGGAUCAGAUUCUAGCUUUCGCUACUGUCGAGGGCGUUGAGCUUUGGAACUUCGGAAAAGGACAAGUCCAGCACUCCUCCAGUCGUUUGAACAGUUUACCGCUUCAUAAAGCCGGAUUCAGCUCCCUGGACUCGUUGGAAAUUUCUUCUUGUGGCAAGUAUGUCGUCCUGUCGGACAAAGGUCAGCGUCCGACUGUGCUAGACAUCCCAGACUCAGUCUUUACCAACGAAUGUCAGCCUGAUGUUUAUGGGAACCUUGGGCAUGGUGAGACUCCUGAAAGCAAGUCUUAUGAUCUCACCAAGAUCGCCAACUCCGAAAUAUCAAAUUUUGGACUAGUAGCUGGCCAAGUCAUCUCCAGCGCCUCAGUUAUUGAUGCUAAGGAUGGAUCCGGCCAAGUGGUAAUGGAUGUUGCAAAAGGAGAAAAGGUAUCAAUUCGCCUCCUUACGGGCGAGAAAGGCGAAACGUCACAAGCUCUGAAAGUUGUUUCGCUACCACAAUCAUAUGGUCAGCCACAUACGAAGCCAACAAUUCUGAUGCCAAAGAGCCCAAAUGGGGCCGUGAGAAUAGUCCUCAAUUCUACUCCGCACAUCCAGUACUCAAUGGACAGCACGGAUGCUUACUCCCUUCCUGUAAUCGCAGAGCGGGACCAGCGAUUGGUCCAGCAUUCCUUUCAGCCCCAACACUACGCAAAGGGUCAAAUCUCGUCUUCUAAUUCACUUAACCAAGCCUCACUUCUAAUAGCUGCUCAUACGAGACCAAAGAUGGAUGCCGAUAUCGAAGGCCAGAAACGCAAUGCAAUGGAUCUCGCUCCAAUUUGUCGUAAGCGUGCCCGGAAGGAGUGCUUUAGAGGCGACUGAGGACGGAAACUGUGCUACUGGCACACAAGUGGUUCUAGCUGAUAGAUUAGAGGCUCGUUCUUACAUCAAAGGCUAGACAUACGACCUGCUGUUUUGAUUUAGUCUUACGCCACCCCAGCUAUUAUAUGUCUC